Molecule: messenger RNA, 1498 nt
Organism: Bombyx mandarina (wild silkworm)
Lineage: Eukaryota; Metazoa; Arthropoda; Insecta; Lepidoptera; Bombycidae
Gene: TpnT
Product: Troponin T, skeletal muscle
Biological process (GO): muscle contraction; sarcomere organization; regulation of muscle contraction
Cellular component (GO): troponin complex
Molecular function (GO): tropomyosin binding
Source: RefSeq, a predicted model, not a curated record
CCGUGCGCCAGCGCCGCCCGCCGCCGGUCAGAGCCGCCCCGGUCGCCGCGGACUCCACAUUCCAACGUCGCUGUGCUGCCGGUCCAAGAACCAGUGCCGAGUGACUGAGUGACCGACUUCUACCCGUGCGACACUCAAUAAACAACCAACAUGUCUGACGAGGAGGAAUAUUCUGGCUCUGAGGAGGAGGAAGUAGAAGAAGAAGUCCCGGACACACCCGCUCCUAAACAAGAGAGUAGACCGUCGAUCGCGGGUGAGGGAGAUCCAGAAUUCAUCAAGCGUCAAGACCAGAAGCGGUCGGACUUGGAUGAACAGUUGAAGGAAUACAUCAACGAAUGGCGCAAACAGCGGGCCAAGGAGGAGGAUGAGCUCAAACGCCUUAAAGAGAAGCAGGCCAAGCGCAAGGUUUCUCGUGCCGAAGAAGAAAAGCGCCUCGCUCAAAAGAAAAAGGAAGAAGAAGAAAGGAGAGUGCGCGAAAUCGAAGAGAAGAAACAACGCGACAUCGAAGAGAAGAGGCAACGGCUCGAGGAGGCCGAGAAGAAGCGCCAGGCUAUGCUCCAGGCCAUGAAAGAUGCCAGCAAGACCGGACCCAACUUCACCAUCCAAAAGAAGAGCGAAAACUUCGGUUUGAGCAAUGCCCAGCUGGAGCGCAACAAGACCAAGGAGCAGCUGGAAGAGGAGAAGAAGAUCUCCCUGUCCAUCCGCAUCAAGCCGCUGACCAUCGAGGGUCUCUCCGUCGACAAACUCCGACAGAAGGCCCAGGAACUCUGGGAGUGCAUCGUCAAACUCGAGACCGAGAAAUACGAUCUCGAAGAGAGGCAAAAGAGACAGGACUACGACUUAAAAGAGCUCAAAGAAAGACAAAAGCAGCAACUGAGGCACAAAGCUCUCAAGAAGGGUCUCGACCCCGAAGCGCUCACAGGCAAGCACCCGCCCAAAAUUCAAGUAGCGUCCAAGUACGAGAGGCGUGUCGACACACGAUCCUACGACGACAAAAAGAAACUGUUCGAGGGUGACCUAGAGAAACUGAACAAGGACUUCCUCGAGAAGGUGUGGCAAGAGAGGGCCGAACAGUUCGGCGGCAGGCAAAAGGCGCGACUGCCGAAGUGGUUCGGCGAGAGGCCCGGCAAGAAGAAGGGCGAACUCGAAUCUCCGGAAGGCGAAGAGGACGUCAAGGCUGAGCCCGAGGAGGACGAAGAGCCUCAAUACGAGCCUGAACCCGAAGAGGAGGAGGAAGAGGUCGUUGAGGAGGUAGAAGAAGAGGAGGAAGAAGAGGAAGAAGAAGAAGAGGAAGAGGAGGAGGAAGAAGAAGAGGAAUAAAAAUCGGACGCGCCACUGAUGGGGCCCUCGACGCGGGCCGGUCGCGUCCUACAGUUUUGUAACCAAUCCAUUAACUUAUUGCUAUUAUAAUAUGAACAAAAUAUUUUUAUUAUUUAUACUUUUCCACGAAACGUCGUUAACAGCCUAUGACGAUACAAUAAACUAAUUUAUUUCAUAA